GUCAGUAAAGUUUCCACCUGCAGAAUACGAGGAACGAUGUCGUCGUGCGACUUCCAUUGUGUAACAUUUAGGUCACUCGAUCUGUUUUAAACACCCCAGUUAAUGGUGAGCAAACAUGGACAAGUUGCACAAAACAUGGUCCGUUCCUUAAGUCUCUCCUAAGAUGACCUUAAUGAGGUGAAGGACAUCUAAUUUGCAUGCAACUGCUCAUGACCCCCGCACCUGAAAGAGUAUACAACAUGUUUGAAAACGUUCUGCACCUCACACAGCCUUUUUCCUCAGAGGACCUGAACUCAUUUGUAAUGAGGCAGCUCUGGGAGCUUUCAACUAAAUGGUGUCUUAAUGAAAUCAGCAGAGGAGCUCAUUUACCGAAGGGAAAAGUCUACGUGAACCGCACGAUCGACCUCAGAGUAUCUAACAGCAAGCAGAACAGGAGAGCCAUCAACAUUUUACAGCGGUUCACAGGAUGCUCCGAAAGUGAGUGUGAAAGAGCUCUACUGAGAGCCAUCUACAUUACAGAUGACCUGAGUGAAGACAUGACGUCAGCUGAUGCCGCAAACACACAGGAUCCAAAGACUUCCUUGACCUACUAACAGUAUCUAGUAGGAACCUGUCUGGCUGCAGUGAGCUGGCAGUAAAGUGCGCUAGUCAUGUCAUUGUACCAUCAUUCUGCUGGAGUGCACACGGCGUGAGCAGAUAUGAGUGGUAAACAUGGGAAAUUCUGCAUGCACCUGUAAACGCUGCUGUCCGUGUUGCCCACCGAAGAAUGAAGAGCGCAAAAAAGUCUACAAGUCGAUCUAUGACUAUCCCUCACGCACAAUAUGGGAUCUAAAUCUGACGAAAGGAGAUAUUCUGGAGGUGACGGGAGAGAAUGAGCACUGGUUGUAUGUGAGGAGACGCACAGCUAAGGCGAACGGAUCUAAAGACUUUGUGGAGGAAAAAGGAUAUGUGCCUAAAGACUUCAUCAAGCCGCUGGGUAGCGUAGAGGCCGAGCUAUGGUAUUUUGAGAGUGUUAAAGCAUGUAUAGAGGCCAAGAGAUGUCUGCUGAGACCAGAGAACAAAGAGGGUGCAUUUCUCAUCUGGAAGUGUGAGGAGAAUAAUCAAUAUUACUUAUCAGUGAGGAACGGACUUCAUGCACGGCAUUACAGGGUCAAGCAGGGAGAAAAUGACAAGAACUUCUUCCUUGUUCAUCACAAAAUCUUCCAGAACUUGCCUGAGCUGAUAAAGUUUUACUCUGAAAACGAGAGCGGACUCUGUGCGAAGCUUCAGGAACCCUGUGUGAAGCUGGACCAGCCGGCUCCUCUGACUCUGUCAUUUGAAACCAAAUGGGAGGUAGACAGAAGCUCACUUAAAAAAAUAAAGAAGGUGGGCAGCGGGGAGUUUGCCGAGGUUUGGCAGGGGCUCUGGAACAACACCACAGAGGUGGCCAUCAAAGAGUUCAAAGAUGUCAACUAUUCCAGUAUCAAAACAGAGAUUGAUAUCAUGAAAGAGCUGCAUCACGAGCGUCUGCUGAAGCUCUACGCUGUGUGUACCAAUAGUCAACCCAUGUGUUUAGUCACAGAGCUCAUGAAAAAUGGCAGUUUAAAGAAAUUUCUCAUCAACCACAAACAGAAGCAAGACCUGGAGUUUUCAAUCAUGAUGGAUUUUGCAGUGCAGAUUACAGAAGGAAUGAUGUACAUUGAGAAUAAGAUAGUUCACCGUGAUCUGAGAGCAGAGAACAUUCUGCUUACUGACAUGCAAUGCUGCAAAAUAGCCGAUUUUGGACUCGCUGAAAUCAAUCUGCCUGGAAGCCACAGAAUUUCAUCAGAUAUAAAGGUCCCUGUGAAAUGGAUGGCCCCUGAAAUAUUUGAGAACAAGGCUUACACAAGCAAGAGCGACGUCUGGUCUUUCGGCAUCCUUUUAACUGAAAUCGUGACAUAUGGAGAUGACCCAUACCCUGGUAUGGACAAAAAAACAUGCGUUCAGUCCAUUCAGAGAGGAGAGCGGAUGGAGAGACCGGCCGGCUGUCCCGAAGCACUCUAUGAAAUUAUGCUGCUGUGCUGGAGGUCAAACCCUGAGGAGAGACCAACAUUUACAGAGCUACGGGGGAAGCUGAUGGCUCUCAUAAAUGAGCCUGAUUCUGAACUGGAGUAGAUACUGUAGAAAUGAGAGCGCUGGGACACUUUUGAGCUUAGAUUAUACAUAUCCAACACAUAUACAAUCAAUUAUAAUUUACAGAGGUAACAGGUCAUAUCUACUGAAAUUAAUGCAAUAUGGGUGAUUCUCAUGAAAAUGCAAAAACUGAUUAAAAUUAUUAUUUCAUGGUAAUAUGCCUUUAUAAAAUUUAGAGCAGCAUAUAGAUCCUAAAAAUAUAUCGAAAAUUAUAUAAUGCAAUAAUGAGAAUUUGGAGCUAAAAUACUUUAUUGUCAUGGCUUUAAAAGAGGCUUCAUUUUCUUAAGGCCAAAUGUAAAAAUAAAUGCACACAUUUUGAUUUUGCCGUUACAUGUGAGGUUUCAUGAGAUUCAUCCAUAUGCAAACUGUGGCAUAAAUCUCUCUAAUCAUAUGGAGGACUAUUACUAGUAUUUCUAAUCAGUAUUACUAAUGGUGAUUAUGAAGUUUCUUAGUUUCCAAAAUAUUCCCUGCAGGAAAUAUUCCACUGUUGACUGACAUUUUUGUGAUCAAAGCUGCUGAACUAAAAAAAAUGCUGGAUGUCUUGACCCCAAUGUAGAAACACCGUCACGUGAACUUUCGACAUUUGGGGAUAGCAAAGUCUUUGCAAAUUAAUGUUCAAUUUUUAACUUUUUAUGUGAACUGCUGUAAGAGCACGCAUCUUCGUGACCUGUUCAAGAACAUAGUUGUAAUUAUGUAAAUCUGGAUUGCUGGUACUACUGUAAGUGCACUUUUUAAGGCAGGUUUGCUUCUUCCUUCUGAAAAUGACUGAGGACUUUUACGUUACUAAAAUGAUUUAACAGCCCUAAACACUUGUCUUAGUUUGUAAAUAAUUUGAAUUCUUUCAUAUUUUUGAAAGAACUCUCUUAUGCUCACCAAGGCUACAUUUAUUAGAUUAAAAAUA
Molecule: messenger RNA, 3052 nt
Organism: Carassius auratus (goldfish)
Lineage: Eukaryota; Metazoa; Chordata; Actinopteri; Cypriniformes; Cyprinidae
Product: tyrosine-protein kinase SRK2-like
Exons: 14
Coding region: 712-2133 (473 amino acids)
Biological process (GO): protein phosphorylation
Molecular function (GO): ATP binding; protein tyrosine kinase activity; protein binding
Source: RefSeq, a predicted model, not a curated record